Molecule: messenger RNA, 5285 nt
Organism: Xyrauchen texanus (razorback sucker)
Lineage: Eukaryota; Metazoa; Chordata; Actinopteri; Cypriniformes; Catostomidae
Product: methionine synthase reductase-like
Exons: 15
Coding region: 140-2239 (699 amino acids)
Biological process (GO): homocysteine metabolic process
Cellular component (GO): cytosol
Molecular function (GO): FMN binding; flavin adenine dinucleotide binding; [methionine synthase] reductase (NADPH) activity
Source: RefSeq, a predicted model, not a curated record
AGAUUGAUUAUUUGCGUAAGGCCAAACGCAAGUCCACAUCAACGAAGCAUCCGGCUGCACAUGCUCCUGAAAGCAUGCCAUACAUGUUUCACAGCAGAAGCGGUUGUCGUUUCCAUUGUCAAAAUCAAGCAUUCAUAAUAUGCCGUGUGAAGUGACCGCUCGGUUCUUGAUACUUUACGGAUCUCAGCGUGGUCAGGCUCAAUCCAUAGCGGAAGAGAUUUGUGAACAAGCAGCUGAUCAUGGACUUACAGCAGACAUCAGUUGUCUGAGCAACGUGGAAAAGUACAACGUUGAAAAUGAAACUCGGCCAGUUGUUUUUGUGGUUUCCACAACUGGUGAUGGUGAUCCUCCAGACACAGCUCAGAAGUUUGUGAAAAAGAUCAAGAAUAAAUCUCUGCCACGUGACCACCUCUCCCAUCUGCGUUAUACACUGUUAGCUUUGGGAGACACAAACUAUGCAAAUUUCUGCAACUGUGGAAAGACUAUUGACAGCCAUCUACAGCAACUUGGUGCUAAACGUUUCUAUGCAACCGGGCAUGCGGAUGACGGAACUGGACUUGAAGUAGUGGUGGAUCCUUGGAUUGAAGACCUCUGGGAAGCUAUAAAGAAAAUAUUGGCCAGUAUGUCGACUGUGGGUCAGCAGGCUGCUACCAAUUGUGACUGCACACAGGACAGUUCUCCAAAAAAUGACUCCAACCAGGAAAUAAACAAGUCAGAUGUGGUGGUCGAUUUUCAUCUUCUAAAGCUUAGUGAAGAAGUCUCGCAAAAAGAAAAGCCAGCUAGGACUUAUGGCAGCGAUGCUGCAGAGACUCAUUCUACCACUUUGGUUGCUUCUCUGAAGCAUUCUGUACCUCCAUUGUCACAGACUGUUCUUAAUGUUCCUGCUCUGCCACCUGCAUAUUUGGAGGUCCUUUUGGAGCAGGUGUCAACUGAAGGGGAAACAUUCCCAGCUGAUAAAGAAGGAUAUCGUGAAGUGCCUGUUUCAAAAGCAGUUCAAUUAACUCAAGGUGAUGCGAUGAAAACUGCCAUCUUACUGGAGCUUGAAAUCUCAGAUCAGGACAUGGCUUAUAAGCCUGGGGACUCCUUUGAUGUUCUCUGCCCAAACAGAGAAAAUGAAGUUGAGGAGCUACUUGUGAGACUAGGGCUGCAAAUGCAAAAGAAUAAUGCUGUUCUGCUCCACCUACUAAAAACCACCAAUAAGAAAGCAGCAAAGGUUCCACUCCACAUCCCACAGAACACUUCUUUGGAGUUUAUUCUCACAUGGUGUUUGGAGAUAAGGAGUGUUCCAAAAAAGGCGUUUGUGCGUGCUUUAGCAGACUGCACUCUGAAAAGUUCAGAGAAAAGAAGACUUCUAGAGCUGUGUAGCAAAGAAGGCUCAGCAGACUACAACCGCUUUGUUAGAGAAACCAACGUGUGUGUGCUGGAUCUCCUCCGGGCCUUCCCUUCCUGCCUACCUCCUCUUAGCCUCCUCUUUGAACAAUUACCAAAGCUUCAGCCCAGAGCCUAUUCUGCUGCCAGCUCCAGCCUUCAGUACCCUGGGAAAGUUCAUUUCGUGUUCAAUGUUGUGGAGUUCCCUGCUUGUCCGGAGCAUCCAGCGAGGAUGGGGUUGUGCACAGGCUGGCUGGCUGAUCAUGUCUCCACAAUCUUGCUGCCCCUUGGGACGAGACCAGCUUCAGAGGGUCUUGGCACAUUAGCCCAGCCGAAGGUAUAUGUGAGGCCUCGUCCCAGUAGUACCUUCCGAUUGCCUACUGACCCCUCUGUUCCCAUUAUGAUGGUGGGACCUGGGACAGGCGUGGCCCCCUUUAUUGGCUUCCUACAGCAAAGAGAGAAGGAACGAGAGGCAAACCAAGAAACCACAUUUGGAGAGACAUGGCUCUUUUUUGGCUGCCGUCACAAAGACAAAGACUUUCUUUUCAGAGAGGAGUUGGAGAGAUUUGUCCAUAAUGGAACCCUGAGCCAUCUGAUUGUGUGCUUCUCCCGAGAUGAGACUGAUGCUGUUAACAGACCAAGAUAUGUCCAGCAAAAUUUGGUUAUUCAUGCUAAAAAUGUUGCCAGCAUCCUCCUCAAAGACAAAGGCUAUCUUUACGUCUGUGGGGAUGCAAAGAACAUGGCAAAGGAUGUGAAUGACACUCUACUGGAGAUCAUAGGGAAUGAACUUCAGCUGGAUAAAUUGGAAUCUAUGAAGACAGUAGCAAGACUUCGUGAAAACUAUCAGUAUCUACAGGACAUCUGGAGCUGAGAACAUACGCACACACACGCGCGCAUCAUUUUCAGACACAGAAAUGCCAGCUACUGUUCUGCCAUUUCAGUUAAGAUGUGCACCACAGGUGCCAUUGAGUGAUUUUCAACUGACUUUAUUAGUCUCAAAGGUAUUCACAUUAUUUUUUCUUGUAAGGCUUUUAGAGCAUUAUACAAUAAGAUUAGCUGUGUUUGGUCAAAAUCAUAUCAAUUGUGCCUUUUAUGCAACUAUUAAAGGGAGCCCUUUCAUUUUAUAAACAUUUCUGUGUGGUUUAAAUACAUUUUGCAGGUAAAACAAAAAGUGAAAUAUGCAUAAUGCAUACAAAUCAGAAGGCAGGAGACGGUUUACCAGUCUGCUCAGACUGGAGCACCGCCUGCUAGAAGUGAGAAACAUAAACAUGACAGACUGGAUGAGAAAUCUGUUAGAAGCUGCCACAUUCAGGAUAAUCUUCAGCAUUUUUGUGUUUUUUAAUUCCAACAGUUUUUAAUAAGUACACACACACACACACAGUCAGGAUCAUGUGUCGCUCUCUCUCUUGUCUGGCGGCCUGGAUUGCCCUUUAAAUCCCUCUCCACUCUGACUGCAAACAAAAAACCCUUACCGUAAUCUUUCAGCCUCACUGAGAAGAGGGCUCGCCGGCCCCGGAUACACCGCCAUAUGGUCCUCAGCCAGCUGGACCACCCCAUUCAGUGACACGCCGGUCAGUGAAACUGGACCCACUCCGCUGUCCCUUUUGGUAGCCAGGUGAUGCACUGCUCAAGUACCAUCAGAUCGCGUAGCUCUUUGGCGUCGUGAUCUUCAGGCAGCGUCCCCCCUCCGCAGGCGUAAUGGAGCUGUCGUGAUAAGGCGAACGGAUGGGCGUGCUUCCCAUGCAUCAAUUUCCAGAAGCGCUGGCGAUGCUGCUCCAGGCUACGGCCAACCUGCUGCAAGAUGGCUCAUUUCAGAUCCUCGUACACCAGGAGAUUGUUGACCGGAAGUUGAUGGUCCGCAAGCUGGGCUUCCCAUCAGCAGCGGCAGUAAGCGGACUGCCCACUGGGAGUCCGGACACUUCCACGCCUCCGCCAUCCACUCAAACAGCUCAAUGAAAGCCUCGGUGUCAUCUCGCGGUCCCAUCUUCGCCAGCGUGGCUGUAGUCGCAGUGGAAGAUCCCUUCUGGAGUACUAAGCUCCAUAACACCUGCCGGUCCUCCGCUUGAGCCUGGACCAGCACCUGGAAUCACAGCUCCUGUUCCACGCGUAGCUCAAGGAGGGCCUAAUGUUGAGCCUGCUGGAUGCUGGCGAGGGUCUUGAGGAGUUCGGCUAGUGGAGAGGACUCCAUGACAUUUCCUUCCUCCAAACAAAUUCCCAGGUUUCAAGUCUCAGGUGAACAGUCAAUGUAAAUCUUUAUUUUUACAUGCUCCAGUUUAUCCCAAAGCUUCUGCUUUCCAACAGACACAUACACACACAUACAGUCAGAGUCAGAAUUGUGUGUUGCCCUCUCUCUUUCGGUGGCCUAGAUUCCCUUUUAAAUCCCUCUCCACUCUCACUGCAAACAAAUAACAGCUGUGUCAACAGGUGUCAGUCCUUACCGUACUUGCUGUCUCGGCCUCUCCACAGAUGUCGAUCGGCCACACCCCCAUCACCACAAUACACAUUUGAGCAUUCGAAACCAGCUGCCUUUUAGUCAUUGGGCACCAAACUGACUUGGCACUGAAACUAUAAAGACUGGAUUUCUUUAAUAUCAGUUCUUUGUCUUUAGCACCAACUACCUGAACUCUAGGUACCUGAAGUGCCCAUCAUUUUGGCUUCCCUCAAAAAAAAUGUUGUUCUAUCUUUUCUAAAUUACUGUGUGGUUAAAUAUAAUCAUCAGUGAUAUUUUCAGCUUUUCUCAGACCUUUAUCUUUAUUUCCAAGUCUGGUCGUAUUAUUCAUCAUCUUCAUGACCUUUCUUUACAUGCGUCUCAGACAACUCUUGUCUCAGUUGUUAUUGCAUAAGAAGAGACUUGAGUUUUCUGCUCUGUCUGUGUUUUUGCUGUCUGGUAAACACUCAUUGUGCACAAGGACUCUUGAUGGCAAUGAUUCACGUAAACAGUCCAGAGGGUCAGCAGGCUAAUGAGACAAUGUAUUCAUGAAUGAAGAAUUAUAGAAUCCGCCUGCCCCAGGAGGUUAUGGAGUGGUUAUGAACACAAACCUUUAAUGGAAAGUUCACCCAAAAAGAAAAUUCUCAUAAUUUACUCACCCCCAUUUUGUUCCAAACCUUAUAUGACUUUCGUCCAUGGAAUACAAAAGUAGAUGUUAGACAGAAUGACUGACUCAGUCAACAUUCACUUUCAUUGUGGGGGAAAAAAGAAGCAAUGAAUGUGAUGCUGACUGAGGCUGUUACUCUGCCUAACAUCUAAUUUUCUGUUUCAUGGAAGAAAAUGUUUUUUGUAACUACAAAGAGUGGGCACAUUUUGACAGAAGCUUCACUUUUGGGUGAAGUCAUGAACAUCGAACUCCUUUGGAUUAUAAAUGUCCUGGUGCUCAAGAGUGUUCUCAAGCUUUCAGUAUGAGCAGUGAUUAGUUUUAACUGCAGUGCUUAAAAUGUAAAAUGCUCUAGAAAUUUUAUGUGCAUAAAAUCUUUGAUUAGAAGCCAUGAAUGUGGGUUUUAUACAAAAAUGAUCUUGACCAACACCACUUGAACAACAUAAACACCAUUUUAAAAGAAGCAAAGCAAGGAUUAAUUGGAAGCAAAAUCCAAAAAAAGUCAUCCCAGAUGCUUAUUCUACAGAAUAUGCAGUGUCCCCAAAAAGCUUGUGUAUUUGUACAUUUAAGCCACACCUAAGAAAUUAUGCAAGACCUUUUCUCAGAACUAUAACUUCACUUUUCACUGCCAUUUUUGCAAUUCAUUUUAACCAACUGAUCCAAAGGUGAUUUUUAGAUUAUGCAUAAAGUUAAUUCCCCGUGAAGUUAACACAGGUAUCCGAGCAGAGUAAGUACCACUAAGGUUAACAACCAGAAAGUUUCCAAAAACCAAAUCAUAAUUUUGAAACAUAUAUUUAUUUUUUUAAUGAUUUAAAAUUAAAUUUG